Molecule: messenger RNA, 12376 nt
Organism: Triplophysa dalaica
Lineage: Eukaryota; Metazoa; Chordata; Actinopteri; Cypriniformes; Nemacheilidae
Gene: tcf20
Product: transcription factor 20
Exons: 6
Coding region: 4529-11425 (2298 amino acids)
Biological process (GO): regulation of transcription by RNA polymerase II
Cellular component (GO): nucleus
Source: RefSeq, a predicted model, not a curated record
GACGUCUGUCUCUAUAAGAGCUGCGGUUUGAGAGGUCGACGCGACGCGACGCGUCCGCACCGCAGCAGUGGACGAUCAUCGCUGUCUGCCACCGACACGCCUGACCAAUCAUCGACGAGCACAUGCAGAUGCGUCUUAUAUUAACAAUUCACACCAAUAUUAUAAAACUGGUGACGCGAUUCACUGCUGAACACAACAGAAACGUGAUUUCUAACGUAACGUUCAGUAAUAACAAACUCAUCACACAGUGAUUCAGACCUCGAGUAUUAAUAAUGAUUGACGUUCAUCAACUUAUAGUGAGUGUGUGACGAUAUCAACGUGAAGAUGAUAAACAGCCUACGUAACAUUUGAGGCGUCAGUAAAACAUUACAGAUGUGGCAUCGCGUUAUUGUCGCGUCACACGCGUGUGCCUGAUGGAUGCGGUGCGCGCGUGAGGGGGGCGGGAGCGCGUGGACCGCUCGAGCUCCUCUCUUUCGUUUCCUGACGUGAGUAAGACAAAAGAAAAAAAACCGGCAAGAGAGAAACGGGCUUCGUGUUUGUCGGAUACUGAGGCCCGGACGGUUCCGUGAGGCGGUUGUGCGCGGCGCGUGAGCCGCGGGUCGGUGCGGGCGGAGCGGCGGGCCGCGGGACUCGAGCCCGUGGAGAUCAGACGGGCCUGUCCGGUAAAAACAUCGUCAUAUUACCAGCCAUUCGUGUUGAUGUGUGAGUGUUUUCAGUCAUUGUGUUUACGGCCAGUUGUUUAUUUCCACACAAUGUUCGGCGCUGUGUGUCGCGUUAUUUGUUUCCGACGCCUUUGUAAACCCUAAGCGAUUUUGCUCACGGAUUGGGUUUUCCUCACAGAUGCUAAAGAGCUAAAGCUAAUGUGCAGUGAAGAAAAAAUAAAACGCAGAGACGAUGAUGGACGAGCUCAGCUCAUUUCUCGAUGUUUCUCGCUCGGUAUCGUAUCGUAACUUCAUUAUUAAUGCCAGAUUGGGGUUGAAUCUACUAAACCGUCACACGACCGCACUGAAGCUGAAGCUGACCGGGACAUUCCUCCUUAUCAGGACAUUUUUUGGGGUGAUAACAACGAGCCUCACGUAAAAUGGGCAAAUAAAACUGCAGAGUGUGAAGAGCAUCACUUACGACGAUGACCUCACACACAAACAAACAAACAACAGUGACAAACACAAACUCACUCACACACACAAAGCCUUUUUGUGAAGGGUUAUUUGUUGAGAAAACUGCGGCCAUAAACUCAUUUCUAUUGUACGAUAGGUGAUAGACUCGCGUGCACGCGACUAAUGACACCGUUCACGUGCAUGAGACCCCUGAGACACAUACAGUCUGAUGUUGUGAUGUUGUGAUGUUGUGUUAUUUUGCGCGCUCGGAGAUCUCUGAUGAAAAGAAUGUGGAAAAAUCAACAUCAUGUCAAUGAGUGGGGACUGUUGUGCUGCUUAGGAUUUCCCAGCAUGCUUUGCCUCGGACUGGACAUGUAGACAUAUGUAAACAUAGAACUAGAUGGUUGUUUACUCCAUGUUGAAAAGAAGGCAUGUGGGUAUCUGAAAGAGUUUUUAUUGGAUGUUGUGUGUGUUGUGGUCAUGGUUAAUGAUGGAGGUGAUGUUAAUGUGAAUGUUUAAAAAAACAAGAAAAUCAAGUUUCUCUUUCUUUCCUUCUUUUUAAAAUGCUUAAAUAUCUUUGACCGGUUGAAGUUGAGUAGGGUUUACUCAGAAGAUGACGUGUAGAUGUGCUGUCUGCGCUGGAGAAAGUUCAGCCACAGAUGUAUUUAUUUCAGCCUACAUGUGUCACGAUUUUGUCCGUCUGAAUUUUGGUAAAAUCUUGGAUUGUGCUUCAAGUGCUUCAUUCAUUUAAACAAAUGCUAUUUACAAAAUCUGCUGAGUCCAAAAAUUGCCACAGUGUGAUUUUAUUGAUUUGUAGAAUAAAUCACUCAUUAUAUUAAUUUGGUAGUUACAAAUAUCACCUGCUUUUGAUGGCGUUUUUAAUUUUCUUUUGUAAGAAGUGCAAUUUAUAGACAAACUUCAUUGGGCUAAGAUUUUAAUAUAUCGAGAUUGUGUUCAUGUAACAAUGGACAACAACUCUGUGUUUAUAAUGUAAAAAAAUAUUCUUUCACCAGCUUUUAUGAGACAAAAUGACUUUUAAUUAUCCUCAUCAUGUCAAAGGAAACCUGUUGGAGUUUCUUUCUUCAUCAGAACACGAAAGAAGAUAUUUUGAAGAAUGUUGAUAGUCAAACAACACUGAACUCCAUUGACUUUCACUGAAAGAACACAAAACCACUGAGACAUUUCUCAAAAUAUCUUAUUUUGUGUACCACUGAAGAGAGACUCGCAUACAGAUUUACAAACACAUGAAUGUGAAUGAAUAUAAUCUUAUAAUAUGUUAGGUUUUUAUUAUUAUAUUAUAAUAUUUGUUAUUGCGAUAGUUUUGGUUUCCUUUACAAAUGAGCAUUUGUGUGUAUAAAGGGUUGUGUGAUUGGUUUGGUUCGAGCACAGUGAUGUUACGGUGUCAUAUCAGGAACUAAUGUGUAACAUGUUGCCUCUGGUCAGUAUUCUGCUGUAGCUCAGUUGUGACGCUCAUGUGUGAUCCUGUGAUGUUUAACUCUUAGAGUUUGUUGAGCUGCUCUGGUAAAACAUUGGUUGAUGACAUGGCAUUUUCACUGUCACACCGUGUCUACACAACGAUACGCAUCAGAACACAUUAUCAUUUUACAUUUUGUCAUCACUGUGUGAUGCAACUAGGGAUGCACCGAUACUACUUUUUCCUUGCCGAUCCAAUUCCGAUACCUGUAUUCUGCGUAUCGGCCGAUACCGAUUCUGAUCCGAUUCGAUACUAGCACUGUUUUCUUGAGUUGCAUAUUUGAUCUUUUAUUGUUUAAGAAAUAAAAGGGUGGAUAGCUGGAUAGUUCUUAAGCAUGUUUACUUACAAGUACAUUUUAAAAUAUCUGUACUUUAUCAGAGUAUUUUGGACAAAAAAUACUUUCCUACAGUAUGAAGCACAUCAUACUUACUCCACUACAGUCCAUAAAUAAAUGUUUUUUUUUUUAUAACUUUAAAUCCAUGAGUACAUUAAAAUUUAAGUAUUUUUACUUUUAAAAGUAGAAAAGUAUGAUUUUUUUUAAUGUAGUUAAGUACUGUAUUAAACUUAAAAAAACACAAAAAACAAAAAUGUGGUCUCAAAAAAGGCACAGAUACUUACAAAAUGUUUAACAAAUAAAUCUCUGUUUAUUACACAAAACUAUCACAGUAUAAAAGUCUCCAAACUCGCUCAUCCUGGACACAAAAUGAUGCGCCUAAAACAUUUGCUUCUACGUCUACGUUACUUAGUCAUGCGCAUUGGACGCAGAAUGAUGCGCUUAAUGCACCCGCUUCACUUACGAGCAUCCCGGAUAGUGAUGAUCCUGAUGUCGUGGGGAUCUUUGCUUCCCAAGUUCAAAACAGUUAUACACAAAGAGAAGAGAUAUGUUAUGUGUUUAAAUCAUAGUACAUUGCAUCCAUCCUAAAGUAAAAAAAAAGCGUUAUAGUGUAUGAAUGACGCAUAACAUAGACCGCUUCCAGUGCUUGAAUCUAAUAACGUUACACUCAGCGAGUACAGUCUCCGGCAAAAUGCAUUUUAAACAAAACCACAGUCUAUUAUCUAGUGAUUAUGAAGAAUAUUGAAAACUUUGGAACGAGUAACGUCCUGACUGUUCCCGGACACACGCAUGCUGGAUUGAGAUUGACAGAUGACGGCACCCGCAGAGACCAUCUCAAAAAAAGAAACAAACAACAGUGAGAGGACACGACAGAACAAGCAACUGGAGGGCAUGACACUGGCCACGGAUCACCAACACUAAUGAUAAUUGAUAAGGGUUGGACCAGCAAAGAAACAAAAUAAGAAGGAGAUCCUGCUGGAAUGAAGAGCUAAUAUGGAAACCUCAUAUGUUUGGAUAAAUCUGAGCGAUAUUUGAUAACAACAAUUUCAAAGAAAACAUGACUGGAGAGAGCAUCAACUCCUCAUUACACAGGAAUCUUGAUCAUAAACUCUUGAUGUUUUUUAUACUAUCUGCAGUUUCAGUGAAUAUAUGUGCCAAACGUUUUAUCAAUGAACUGUUAUAAUUCCACUGCAUGGCUGCUACAUACAUUUCCACAGUUACCAGAAGGAAAAGGCUCGACUGACCUGUGUUUUGGUGAGAUAUUUUUUACUUUCUGGCAGGCAGAGACAACACUAAACCAGUUUUCAUUUUCCACAGCCCUUUGAAAAUCGUGCCAAUUUUGACACCAUUUUUGUUAAUGAACGUGCUGCUGCUAUAUUUUUCAUUUCAUUUUCAUUGUCAUUUAAUUCUCUAAUUCAAGCGAUUGGCAGACAUUUGCUGUUGUCUCCUGCUACAGAUGUGACUACGGUUUCGCUUUUUGUAAUCUUUAGUGUAAAGUCAUGUUUAUAUGAUUUUUUACCAAUCUACAGCUUCUGGAAAAGCUUAAACAAAACAUUCCAAUUUGCCCUUUUUGAUUUUUUUGAAAAACGAAAUACCAGUUAAAGCUCAUCCAAAACUCAGAAAAUGCAGAAUUUCCCCAACAGUCCAGUACCACUUCAUCCAGGAUUUAGCAGGAGAGGAAGUGUCGUCAGUUCUCCGUAUCAGUCCCACACUUCAGACCUUCAGAUUUCCCCCAGAUCCUCGGAGGACUAUGCUGCCAUGCAGCAAGCUCAACCUAACCUGCUCAGUCAAGGGCAGCACCUGCACCUGCGAAGCCAACAACAUCUUCUACAUGCUUCUCCUGUACAUGCUUAUGGAUCUAGGAGGGUAGCUGGAGAGAUGACCCAGGGAAAUGCUCACAGUGGAAGCUCUUACCGUAAAGAGAGUAUGGACUAUUAUUUUUCAGUAAGUGGAAGGGAAAGAAACCGCAGAGGAUAUGGUGCAGGAUUUAGGUACACAAACAUGGAUGGACAUGCACCUCAUCAGUAUCAACAUUUAUCUGGCUCGGGGUCAUCCUCUGGAAUGAUUUCCCCUUACCCAAUGGAUUAUGGCUCCAACCCUGCUUCUGGAGUUGGGGCUGCUAGUAGUAGUAGUAGUAGUAGUAGCGGUAGUGGUGGUGCUGGUUCAUUUUCUCCCUCCCAGCAAUACGGUUUGACUCAUAACACUCCAGUACAAUCAGGUACUCCAAUGCAACAACGCCAGCAUGGUCAGAAAUAUCCCUCCCAUCAAGAAUUACAUCAUCAUCGGGCAUACUCUCUUUCUGGAAACCGAGUACCCUCCCAGUUUGGACACUAUGCCCCCAUUAAUGCAACCUCAGGCUCUACUGGAAUGUAUAACUCCCCACCACAAAGAUACGACGUGAGCAGCAGCGGCAAAAGCACGGAUGCCAAAAUUAAUAACUCACCCACUCGGCCCAAUCCAAGCGCAUCUGCUUUAAGCAGCUGUGAGAAUGUGGGACAUAGCUACUCGUCGGCUACUCUCACGCCAUAUUCACCGCAGUCCCUUCACAAGCAUGCCCCUCACUCUCAGCGUGCCUCCCAGAGCACCAUAGCAGGUUACGACCCUUCCCUCAAAGUGCAGCAUCAUGCCCCUGCACACCCCAAAAUGUCCCAUUCCUCCAUCCCUUCCAGUCCUGCUCUGCCUCCACUCCCCUGCCAUGAAAUGGCUAAAUCUCCUAUGCACUCCCAAAAUCAUCAGACUCGCAUUCAUCAAAACUACAGCCCCAUAUCCAAUCCCUCCCCUGCUCCAUCUGCUGUACAGUCUCCAGGCUGCAGCUCUUCGUCCUCUCCACUCAUGGGCAGUUCAGAGGGAAACAGUACAGUUGCCCAGAUGCAGGCGUCAUCCCUGCCUGUUUUAAAUGCUCAUAGUAGCCAAAGCCACGGAAGGCUUUUGCAGGCUGUGUCUCAACUGAGCCCAACUCCUAGCUCUAACAGCAGCGUCAGUAGUUGCGGUAGCAGUCUAGGAACGAAGACAGUUGGUUUCGGCCUCAAUGCAGGAAUGGGUCAACCGGCUGCAAAUCAGAACCGAGCGUCCCCAGGGCCUCAUAGGAGGGGUACAGGAGAAGACAGCUCGCUUUUCAACACUGACACUGGUCUAAAUAGCCUCAAUGCUCUGACAUCUCAAGUGGAGAAUUUGCCUAACACAGUGCAACACAUGCUGCUAACAGACACCGUGCUCUCCCAGAAGAAGAGCAAGGAGCAAGGAUCUCAGUCAGUGCCUGAAAUCCAAAAUAAAUGUGCAAGUUCCAUUGUAGGUGGACAGACUGCAGCAAAUGAAGAAAGGUCUGAAACUAAGGGGGUUCAGCGUAAAAGAGUCAAAAAGGCAAGUGGAACUAACAAUGAAUCCGAGCCAGCCAGCUACCCAUUAUCGCAGACCCACAUGCUGUUAGAACGUAGUCAGCAUGGGCUAGAUCUGCAGGUUAACGCCAGGGUUAUUUCAGCUGUUUCAAAACUACAGGCUGCUGGCUCUCAAUCAAAGACACCAGAAAAUCCCUCCUCCCCACCACAACCACCGUCAGUUCAUCCUUCUGCAGAACUGAGCACAAAACCUCCAUCUACUACUAAAUCUACACAUCAGAAAUGUGUGCCUGAAAGAACUAUCGGUCAUGUCGAUAAUAAUGGAAUGAUGGGGCAGAAGAUGAUUAAAGAUGAAGAAAGUGAUGUUGAAAUGGGAGAUCCUAUCAGUCACAGAGAAAAGUUUGAGAAUAAUUUUAAUAAAGCUGAGACUGAUUCCCAGCAGUGUGACGAUCCAAAUAAACACAUAAAUAUUUCCGAACAACAUAACGUUGGAGGUGUUGGGGUCAUAGUCUCUGCACGAUCUGAAAUUAACGCUGAAUCAAGUAAGCACUCAGCAGCAAAGACUUCACAGUGUGCUAUUUCUCAAACACGGCUCAAACACGGCUGUCCUGAAGGGCAACAUGAUGUCAGCAUCCUUCGAGAGACAAGAAAUCACAAUGGAGACAGGGAGAUCUGCAUGGAAGCAUAUGUUUCACCAUAUGAUAUGUCCCCUAAAGAAGAAGCUGGCCAGAGGAUACCCUCAAAUAAUUCUCACACCCAUUUGUAUAAAUACAAUAACCCAGAGGUACAUUCCAACACCUGCAUGAGCACAAAGAAUAAGGGAAAGUCUGGAAGAGCGAGUGAAGCGGGCACAAAUAGAUACUCCAGUCAUCAUCAGUUACAGGCCAGCUAUGGAUCUAUUGCCACGAAGGACAUUAGUGUUUUUGCUGGGGAAGGUGGGAGAGGGGUUGUAUCGAAGGGUCUUGAGAGCAGUUCUCCAUUUCAACCAUCGUUUCCCAGUCUUUUGCAAGAGGUCCUUCAAGGUCAUCACUUAGAUAGACGCUACGGACAUCCUGAUCAGACAUCUAGUGUUCGUAAUCGAUCUCAAGAUCAUCGUUAUCAAACAAGACCACCAUAUAGUACGAUAGAGAAUUUGAGCUUGCAUGGAAUGGCCGGAACGAAUGUCCUGUUCAGUCAAAUAGCCACUGGAAAACCACACAAUUUCAGUCAAAAUCAGGGACCGGAUAAAGAGUUGGCGUUAGGCCCACGUCAUCCCACUUGGGAGUCUGAAGCACAAAGACCCAACCUGACUCAUGAAAUGCCCUUAGAAAAAGGCAAAACCAGUCCGUCUCCUAGCCACAUGCAGCAGAAAUCAGAUCUCCCAACAGGAGCCCCACCAAAGCACAUUCAUUUAACUGACUAUUCUUUACAGCAUCGGAAAGCAUCCAUAUAUGGCACUUCUCCCUCCGCUGUGGAGCAACUGCUAUUACAAGAAACUGAGCCGUUAACAUGUGCAGUUGGUCCUAUUAGUCAGACAUCAUCUUCAGGAAGGCGCUCAGUUAUCUGUGACGUGUCCCCUUCACGACGAACAACACCAGAGAGAGACAGAGGAACCUCUGGCCCUUCAGUCAUUCAGCAAUCAUUUUCAGCUUCAAAUGACCAAGACUGCAGCAAGGAGGAUAUAAAGGUAAAGAAUGAGCAAAACAAUGAGGAUGCACCAAAGAUUGAUCCUGCAGGUCAUAACGCUGAUGGAUUCUGCAGCAUACCAGCCGUUAAGCAUCCUCACAAGUCCCUUCACCCCUAUGAAGAUGUCGGUUCUGACUCGGAAAGGAUCAGUUGUGUCAAAGGCCCCUGUGAACCAGCCAGCAACCUGACACAUUUUACUCAAAUGUCCUCAAAUCAGAGGCACCAGUCAUAUUCCCAGGCUGUGGAUGCUUUCCGAACUUAUGUGUUUAGUGACACCAUGGACGGGCCAAAAAUGAUCUCCCACUCUACUCCUCAUCGUCCAUUCCACACAGGCACAGCAUAUUCUAAAACCACACCCUCGCCUAACAAAUUACAAGCUUUUUCACCGAGUGUACCUCCUCAGGACCAACCUGACUGGACUUCUGACAGAUACAGGCUGAAAGAUAUGGACAGGCAUGUUUCACAGAGACUAGCUGAACACAAUUCCCAGUCUCCAAGCGGUAUUCUGCCCAGUCAGCAUCACAUGUCACCGCGACAGCACUCUUAUUCUGCAUCACACUUUGACAUGAAAAUGUGGGAUGUUUAUCCUGAACCUGCUGCAGUCCCUCGUGAGCAUGUUGGUUCUCCGCCAGUCACAAAUACUGUUCCCAAACUGAGAGAUGGGGACAAAAUUUCAGACAAGAGUGCAGAAGAAACUGCCAAAUCUUUCAACUCACUGGCUCCGGAGAGCGGCGUCAGGCCAUCUGGGCAAACCAAUAAGGCCAUCCAAGGGAGUCAGCGGGGCCAGAGACUCACCAAAAGCGGAGGAUCAGCUGAAACAAACCCUUUAAUCAUGAGAAGAAGAGUGAGAUCCUUUAUUUCUCCUAUUCCAGCUAAGAGGCAGCAUCAAGAUGGUCCAGUUCAGCGACCAGCAUCAUCUUAUCACUCUCCAUCGUCUCACUCUGACUCUAGACAUGUAAACAACAACUCUUCUGGUAACACUGAUACUCAGCCAAAACUGGCUUCCCCAACGACACAGCAAUCCAAUGCUAACUCGCCUCCGCAGUGCAAAACAAAGAUUCUUUCCUCAAGAAAAGGUCGAGGUCUAAAACUGGAAGCUAUUGUGCAGAAAAUCACUCCCAGCGUGAAGAAAUUGACCGUCAAUAACAGUCACAUAGAUUCUGAUUACUCUGACGUAUCUCUCUACGCCUCUGACGUACCUGAUCCUGAAAGUUGUGCUUCAUUUUCUAGUGUUGCUCAGGUAGACGAGGGCUGUUUAUCUUACCUUGAUGAUGCAUAUCGAGCAGUUGAAGAUGCCUUCUCUUGCGAUACGCAGUCUCUUAAACCUGUGGCAGCAACAUCAACCCCUAGUGGUGCCCUCAGAGAUUUGCCAAAAGAUUUUGACUUUGGAUUAGGUGCUGCUGGAUCCUCUGGCUCUUUGGUGGGUGAAAACGACAAGGAUGACUUUACUUUGUUAGGACCCCUGCCACCUCCACCUCCAUUGCCUUGCCCUGUACAGGGAUCCCCUCCUCCAUCCUCCUCGGCGUUGUCUGACAUACAGCAGUUCACAAACACCUACCAACAGCUGGAAACCAGGCGCGGCGAGCAGUCGGCAGCUAACCUGCUCAGACAAAAACUGCAAGAAACUGGCAUGGGCUUCGAUGAAUAUGCGGCUGGGGAUUACUACAGUACCGCCGCUUGUCAUAGCCCUGGGCAUCACCACCCUUCCAGAGCUUCUCAGCACCAGAUGACCUCUCUCAAUUUGUCAAGCCCAGAGUCCAAAUCAUCAGAAAGCCAUGUACCUAAAGGUUACUUUCCAUCGGGUAAGAAGAAAGGACGCCCGGUAGGCAGUGUAAACAAGCAGAAACGUGCACAAGCUCCAAUCCAGAAUGCUGCAGCUAGCAUAGUCGCUGCCUCACUUGCCUCACCUUCAACUUCCCCUCAGCGUGAUCUAGCCUCAGAAUUUGCAAGUGAUGUGCCACAAACAUCAACACCACCUGACCAGGAACCCUGUCCAUCAGUGGAGUCUCCUGUUCAAAUGCAGAUCAUGAAGGUGGACACAGAGAAUGAAGAAACCCAGCCAGAGGAAGAUGUAAAGCCUGCUAGACCCAAACAGAAAAAGGUAAAAGAGGGCAAUGAAGCUGUUGAUUCGGGUGUCGGGCAGGGGAGGAGGAGAGGAAUGUCCUCCAAAGUGGAGCUAGACGUUCAGUCAAGCAGCAGGGGAAACAUGGGCCUUUGUGGAAUAUUCUCAGAUGCCAGAAAUAACAUUUUCUGCCCUUACAUACACGUAGAACAAAAGAUUGCAGAGAUUGGGGCAGUUUGUACAAUAGUCAAUGGAGAGGAAGAGAAAUCCAAAAGUGGAGCCAAAGCAGGUCAUUUUGGGAUGGAUGCCCUGUUGAAUACAUCGGUGUCAUCUCAGCUGGCAAGAAGAGAAAAGGAAAAUGAAAGGAGCAAGGAAAGUUGGGUAUCUGAGCAGGUUGAUUCCGCUUUGCAGUCAGGGAAGACACUUCCUUCUUCUGGAUUUGUUCUGCCAGGGCCUGUGUCAGUAGAGACCGGACACACUGGCCGCCUGGUAUGCUGCCUUUGUCAGAAGUGGGCCAAUUACAAAAAUCUUGGGGAUCUUUAUGGGCCAUUUUACCCUGCUGAGUAUGCCGCCAUGCUUCCUAGGAAUACACCCCAAAUCCGUCAAACCUUGUCCUACCAAGGGCCAGCCGCCACAGGACUCGAUGUGACCAUUUCAAGAGAUCCCACUCCUCAGGAUAGCCAUUUACAAGACCCUCAAAACGUCAAGUUGUCUACAGACAGCGAUUGCACAGCAAAUCAAGCAACAAACCCGACAUCUCCGGCCACAACCUUUGGCACCGCCUCUCCUGAGGAAAUGCCAUUCCAGAACACUAAGACCAGCAGUUUUGCCUCAAAGGUUGCCACUCACAGCCGAGAUCAGCAGGCAGAUCAACUGGCAAGUGGUCUGGGAGGAUCAAAAGUGCAAGAAGCCGACAGCGUUGUUGUACUGAAGCAGCUGCAGUUAGAAGAUUCUCAGCAGAGGCCCCAGCACAGAAAACUCACGUCUCAUCCACGCUUCAAAAGAAGACACAAAUCCAGCGAAGAUUUACCGGGGAGAGUCCCUAUCAACAGCAAAGCGUCGCUGCCAUUCCAGCCUCCUCCGCCCAGUCUGGACUUCAUGGGUCCCAUGGCCCAGCUAGCCCAGCUCCCACUGGUGCCCAUAGAUCCUGAGGAGCUGUGGGUGCACGAGAGCUGCAUCGUAUGGACCAGCGGUGUGUAUCUAGUUAAUGGCAGACUCUAUGGCCUUCAGGAGGCGCUGGAUGGUGCCAGAGACGCGAGCUGCUCUCAUUGCGACAUAGUUGGCUCAACACUUGGAUGCUACAGUAAAGGCUGCACACAGCUGUACCACUACCUUUGUGCCAUCGAGGCAGAUUGCUCUCUAAACGAAGAAAACUUUUCUCUGAGGUGUCCGAAGCACAAGAGCAAUAGACUUGUUAAACCUGGAGCUGCAUAUCUGGAGCAGUCGGAGAGAGGGUGAACACACACCGAACAAUCGACACACACAUCAGACGAAGAUGCCUGUGUGCCUGCCUGUGUGACACCAUUGUGAUUACGGAUGGAGUUGCCAUGGAAAAGUUUUGGAAUGUAAAAAAAUCAAAAACACUAGGAACUAUGAGAAAACUGGUAUGUCGCGGUUUCCAAUCGGAGAAAACGCAACAAUGGAAGCAGAAGAAACACUAACUGCCUUCAGUUCACUUUGGAAUCCAUUGUUUGAGUCCAUCUUUGACAUUUGUUUGUUCUUUCUAUUGGAGUUGAGAUGCGGUUUGUUGGACACAGAAGACUGACAUGAGGGACCAAGGUGGCCGCAGUGUAUUUCCGUGUGUUCUGUGUCGUAUUUUAAUCCUGAUUUCAGUAUUUUAUCCAUAGAUUCAGAGUAUUCUUCAUAUCAUUGAUCAGAAACUGAAGGAGGACCAGAAUGUCUACCCCGUUGUGACAUUAUUGAACAUGCUCGUGGAAUGUGGUGUUCCGGUUGCCAGAGAGACAUUGUUGUCAUAGAGACCACACAUCUGUUGCCUUUGAAGGUGUGCCUGAGAGAGAGAGAGAGAGAGAGAGAGGGCGAGAGGGGGAGUGAAAGUUUUGCUGUGUGUUUGCUUGUGUCUGUUCUUUUGAGAAGUGUUCUUAUCGUCACCUCAAGACACGGACCUUACGUGACAUUAUGAGCUGCACCGUGUCUCAGCUGGACUCCCGUCGUGACGCUGUGUAAACUCUUGACAAGGGAUCCACCUGCCAUUCCGUUUUGACAAACAUUCCUUCACCAUUUCAAGAAAAAAAGUCGGCAUGUUUGAAAAUCUCCAUCUUCAGAACAAUCGCUGUCAUUUUUUUAUUCUUUUAAAAUAAAGUGCGAUGAAAAGAAUGACCAAUAUGAAACCUUGUUGUACUAGAAAGCUGUUAAUAUGCUUCUGACCCAUGAAUACAGUAUUACCAUGUA